AGGGUGAAGGCAGCGGUGGGGCCCGAAGCAGGAACAGCUUGCCCGUGGCCCAGCCGCCGGCGUCCCACGGUGCUCGGGGUCCCGGUCGACUCUUGCUCCUUCCGGGAGGCAGCAUGGCCCGCGGCCUGAGCCCCGACGAGUAUGACCAUCUGCUGCGGAGUCCCAACGUCCGAAACGUCACUACGCAGCUAGGACAGACCAUGUACCUGCACUGCGUCGUGGACUCGGCUUCGGACCGAAUGAAGGCGCACCGACAAAUUGUGUCGUGGAUCCGACUGCGUGACUUUCAUCUACUGACCGUGGGCCUGACUCGGUACACGUCGGACGAGCGGUUCCAGACGGUGCACAUGCAGUUCUCCAACAACUGGGCGCUGCAAAUACGCGACGCACAGCUCAGGGACGCCGGCCUUUACGAGUGCUUGGUCAACUCGGACCCACCCCUCCGGCAGGUCGUCUCGCUGCGUGUCGUAGUGCCCAAGGCCCACAUCCUUGGCGGACCGGACUUGCACGUCGAGGCUGGCUCGGCGCUGAACCUGACGUGCAGCAUAAGCGAAAGCCCGGAAGCCCCGGCGUUCGUCUUCUGGUACCACCAGUCGCGACUGAUCAACUUCGAGCGCGGCGGCCGCGUCAGCGUGGCCAAGGGGCCCAACGGCACGGCCGUGUCGCGACUCCUGCUGCCAGCCGUGGACGCCGCGGACUCGGGCAACUACACCUGCAAGCCUGCCAACGCCAACGCCACCUGGGUGCUUGUGCACGUGCUCGAGAGCCACCGGCGGCUGGCCGCCGUGCAGAACGACGCCGGAGGCAUGGCGCUCACGGCAGCCGCAACGCCGCACUGCGCAGCAGCCUGCUCCCUGCUGCCGCUGCUCGUGUCGCUGUUGGUGCAGUGGCUGCUGGCCUGCGCCCACCGUAGUGGUUCCAGGUGACCAGCCGCAGUGGACGCGCAGACUCUGUAAAUAACGAGGUUCGCGGCAAACCACGCCCGGUGCCCGGUCAUCAACAGAUUCGAGUCCCUCUAGGAGACUGGAACCAAGGAUGAUUCUCCCCAGUCGAACCUGAAGCCAGGAGAGGAGAAUGAAUACCAAGGGCAGUCACUGAUCGGGUGGAAGCCACUUGUGCGGACCAUAUAGCAUCGAGCGCUUUUUGUCUUACCCGUGUCGCUGGAAACCGACAUCGCGGUCACCAAGAGCAGUACCAUUGCAGCGGCAGCAGCAGCCCCCCAUACCGAUGAAAUCAUCGAUGAACGCUCUACAGAUGCUGCCGUCGUUAGCCCUCUCACGUCUUCGCGGGCGUGGUCCACCGACAAGCAUGGCCGCACUCUUCUUGUCAACCCCCUCCUGUGUGCGUGUGCGUGUGUUGUUUCGCUUCGUUUCGCGUUGUUCUCAUUUCGUUCGUAAGUAAGUGCGUACGCUUGUGUCGACGGGUGUUGUGAACGCGCGCAAUCCUUCAGGCGCGAGCGCUUUUGAGUCCUAUAGUGACUCGGGCACCACCGACCGUGUGGAACAGACACCGGAACACUAAUAGUACUGCCACGGGCUUGGAUCGUCGCGAGUUUGCCGGAGAGGCGGAAGACGGACAUGGAGCACGGAAAGACUCUGUUGAACGUCUUCGCUUUGUACAUAUGUAGAGAUGACGACAAAUGUUGUUGUUGCUACCGCUCUCAAACGCUCUGUUCUCGUGGGCUUAUUAUGCGUUUUGUUGACAGCUGCAGGUGAGAGCUGAUGUUCGAAGGAAGUAAUAGAGUGUAAGAUGUGUGGUCUAACGUUGUUCAGUGUGUAUUUGUGCCCGGCAACGGGGAUCCUCUGGUGUGUGCGUUGGUGCGCGUCAUUCCGUACUGUUCCGAAGGCGCCCGCGAUGUUUCCAUUGUUCGGCACUACUUGCGUCAUAUUAUUUGGCGAUUUUCUUCGUCGGCAACAGCUGUUGAAUCUGCACCUGGAGCUGAAGUGUGGUGCUACGUGCACAUGCUAUACCAAUGGGCGUCAUUGUCUCAUCGUUUGAAAGUCUAGUGCUCUCUUCUUAUUACGUGCGUGGUCGUUGGAGGAAAGACUCAUCCUGCCGUUUUGGAGAGACACAUGUGAUACGGGAGAUGGUGUAAAAUUUUAUUCAAAUUCUGAUAAGGGGCUCGCUAUGUUUCCUUUAGAACGGAACGCUAUAGUUGCAUUGUUCAGUGAUGCGUUGCAGCCAAGCGUAAUAGCGAAAAGUCGUUGGCACUGAUGGCCGUUACUAUGCGAUAUAUGUCUCGCGCUAUGAUUAUUUUUGUUAACAAUAUUACUUGGCUCGAGACAUGAUCAAAGUUGCAUCACUGCUUUCUGCAAGUAUGCCGGAGCAGUGUAAGCUUCGCAGGACGCAGUAUUAUCAGAGUAUGCUUGAGCAGUAUUUUGAUAUUAUUACUACCUCGUUAUUACGUCUUGCGGCUCUAAGUUGAAGCGCAGAUGGUAGGGUACCGGCCAGGAAAUGGUCGUAUUUGGCUGCCAAGCGUCGCUUGGGUGCUAACACACUUAUGUGUAGUAUUACAGAGUCUCCGUGGCGACUUAUUGGUAAACAAAAAAUAAAUAAAUAAGAAGAAUACGAGCCGCUUGUUUGGGGGUCUGUUUAGAUAAAUUCUUAUUGGAUGGUAUUGAAUUCAUUUUAACACAAUAAGAGUCAUUUUCCUGACAUGCUACACAAUUUGUUCCAAAUAUUCUUGAGGAUAAAACGAAUCCUCACUAGUCCACUUUUUGUAAGGGGUUCUGACAUGAUAAAAAAAAAGCGAUGCACCUUGCGCGAAACAUAUUUCAGCAGGGCAAACGACGAUUGGUACCAUCAGGUAUUUGGUAUUAUUGGAAAUGUUCUGCUUCACAUUUGCGUAAUAGACUUUGUCGCGGUCGGAGGCGUGCUACGAUGUUAAAGGAAGUUAGUCGACCUUAGUUCUGGCUCUCAGUUAGAGCACCUUUGCACAUAACGUCAUCCCCGCCCUUGCAAAAACAUUGUUUUUGAUGAAAUGUACAUGAUGUGCGGUCAUGGGUCACUUAUCCAUUGUAUUUCGCUUUAUUUGAGGAGCACGUUGUACGGCUUCCAACUGUGCACGAAGCCAAGCAUUUUGGUUUUAUUUUGACGACUCGAUGAAUGGUACUCUGUACUUGUGUAUGGUUCUAUUUUUUAUGUGGUGUGCCUGCCAGCAAGGCAAUACUUGUUUUCAGGCUUUUCGUGCAAGUGCCAGAAUGGUAAUACGUGUAUGUUUUUUGUUUCCAGGAGCAUUACUUCAGUCGUAUUUCGUAAAGGUUGUGCGUCGUAGCCACUACUCUCUCAGUGCACAAGGUUUGCCUUGAGGCUACGUGUGCGCGAAAUGAAGGUGGGAUGUUGUUAAGUCAAGUAGCGCCAGGGAGCUUUCAAAAUGCAGCGUUGUGAGCGAACUUACUGACAAUAAGUUCAAACGGUUUGUCUGCUUGUAUGCUAGAGGAGUGUAAAGGCAGGCUUCAUGGAGCAAGAAAAGUUCAAAUGGGUUUUGCUUUCUCUUUAUUGGCCCACUUAUAAAACAUUUUGACGUAGUUAUGUGUUGAGCAAAGAUUUAAGGGGUCAAUGAAUUUGAAUAUAGUUAUUUUUGUUUAUGUACGAGAAGCUUUACCAGUUGUUAAUGAUUGUGCUGCAGUACUUGCGUAAAAAUAAGAUGUUAGGAGGAUGGGGUGUUUGACGUCCUUAAGCUUCACAGUGGGUUAAGAGACACGCCGUGUAGUGGAGUGCUCAGAUUAAUUUUGACCACUUAGGGUUCUUUACCGCGCACCGAGAGUAUGGUAAAAGAGAUAUAUCUAACAAUAAAGUCUUGACAGGUUCACGGGGUAUAACUUCAGCAGUGGCAUCCUCAUAGCAGUUACGCGUUUGCGUCUUGUUAAUAAAAGAUAUGGUCGUGCUCAUGAACAUCCUUAGCUUCUUUACUGUUUGUUCAGGAGAGACAUCGAACACACUAUUUCAGUUAUGUCUAGAAGUACAAUUCCGCGAGAAUUGAUCGUAGGUUUAGGUUUUUAUUGGGAUCAGAGCUGGUUCUUUGAACAAGUUGGUUGUGAAAGCAGAACAAAAGAGUACUGCGACGAGGGUUGAAGUAAGUCAGAACUAAAGUUUCAAAGGAAAUCGAGAUAACCGCAUAUGUUAAAGUAGUAGAUGUUUAUCUAGCACUGCGUCGUAACGCAGUGAGGAAUGAUUAUCGCUGUAAAAAAAAUGUGGGAGAGGAGCUACGGAAGCACGAAUGGCGGAGAGCACUCCUAUACACGAUAACCGCAAGCUACAGUUUUUUUUUUUUUUUUGCAGGGGUGUACGCUUGUCUGAAUUCUACCUCUAGGUGAUUCCGUCUCAAAGCUAUCGGCCCUCUUAAGUAGACAACUUUGCAGACCGCUGCGUCUGGAGGGACCUGGUUAGAGUAACCUGGUUAAACCGCCUGUGAAACGCCAAACGUGUCUGUACCACUACGUUGCUGUUUGAGCACUGCUUGAGCAACACCGUACGUACUUCGUGCAAGGCUGUGACAAGACAUCUGUAUUACAAACAUAAGGCUACGACGCGACAAGGCGUCUGUAAAAUUGCCAGUCCAGUUUCCAUCGCAAGCGUGCCCGCUUUUGUGGCCACGAAGAACACGUCAAGCCUUGUGCACUGAGCGUUGUGUCGGUAAUGUACGGGUAAGCCAGCGACGUUCGGGUCAUGGUUUCUAGUCUACAAUUUGUUCUUUGUUUAAAGCUUUUUUGUUAACCGUUCGAGGCCGCCUCUUUCUGCUAGCCGGAAUAUGUGUUCGUCGUCAACUGCGUCACCGAAAAUUGUAGUCUGUGUUUGAGUCAGGGCGUUUGUUCCUAGUGCUGUCUUCUCUAAGUCCGUCGUAGUCCGUUGUUGUUAUUUUUUUUUCGUCUUUCGUUUACAUUUUAUCUUUCCAUUCUCCGCAACUUCUUGCGCGUCACGUAAGCUAGUCUAUUUUAAGUUUUUAAGUUCCGUUGUCGUCUGCAAUAUUGUUACCGAAGUGACGCCAUUUUCAGUUUCAAACCAUAUUUUGGUAGCGGCAAACAUUCUGAGCUCGCUAAAAGGCUCUGGAGGUUCACGGUGAUUCGAAAUAGAUACACUGAUAGCUGCGGCUAUGUAUUUUUUAACACUACGUUCUUCCUUGCCGAAGAAACAUUUUAAAAAGGAUCAACGUCGUUACUGUUUUACAUGUUCUGCCAUCUCUACUUCGCAUCUACUUAGCAUUUCGUUCCUACUUCACGACCGCGUUUUGUGUAUGUCUCGAGUUAUUCAUUGGAUCAUUAUUUAUAAAACAUUUUACUUCACUUGCGCUCUCGAAACAUUUUCACCUGCUGUGCGGGAGCACAGGUUACACGUGAAGCUCAUUGAAGGGACACAAAUAAAUAUUAAAACUGUUACAUUAUUUCUUGAAAACCUAAUUUUCAGUCACAUAACAAAAAUUGUUAAUAAAGCUUCAGAAAUAGCAGGAUGAACUUACGGCUGUCUUGAGUUUCGCGCCGAAAUUUUAGCCGCUGGUGUGCCAGCCUGACGUCACGGUUUUCAAUGUAUCUUCACGUAUUCUGGCCGGCUUUGGCGCUGGAAAUGUUCUCGAAACUUGCUAGGUUGAACGCUUGCUUCUUUUAGAAUACAAUGGAGUCCGCCUUUACUGAUAAGCAGUUAAGUUAUUGCGAGAAGGCACUGCCAAAUUCAUGACGUCACAAGGAGCUAGUGCGGGCACUUCAUGGCAGCGUCGCUAUCCGUCUUACGUUUUUGCGUCAUUUCCCGCUUAUCUGUGGCGGGCUUUUCAGUAAGCAAUUUUCCUAUUCGGUCGCAGUUAAUAAACAGUCAAGGUCACGCCUCGUGGUAACAGUAAUUUACCAAUACAUUAUAACUUAUUUUUAUUCUUUAGUGUCCCUUUAAGGAAGCUCACGUGAUAACCGGCACUCAUUUAUCAUGUGUUCACUUUUGCCAUGACGCGGGCCACAUGCUGGCUCAUUGUUUUGAACGAACUAUUGUAGCUUGUGACCAUAACAAUACAAACCCAAUGUAAUUUUGAGUUGAUUGUUGAAUUAAUUAUAUUUCGUCUUUUGAACCUUGCAACAUGCACCUGCCAAAAUUUCUGAUGUCAAAUUUUGCCUGGGUAUCACAACUGCCACCCUGAUGCAUCAAAUAUUGCUUUUAAUUGUGAAAUGUUUAAGAAAUUAGCUAGUUAUGAAAAAAGCAAAAAUGCUGUUGUAAUCAAGCAUGUGCUGAUCACACAAGCUAUUACAGACAAAAGAAGCACGUAACCUUUCUAUAGGCUUUACGUGCUAGAAAUGGGGACGCAUGAUGAUGUGAUUAUGAAGACUAUGUCGAUUGACAGCAGGUGAGCACCACCACUUGGUUAAUUGAUGCAGAAGUUUAUGCGAGGUUGUUGUAUCGGAUUUGCUGUGUCAGCUAUCGAAGCUGCCUAAAAAAUGUAACCCUCGCUUGUGAUUUGCAUAUUAUGGACACGCACGUAGAGACAGCCUUGACCAACGAUAUUGAAUUACUCGUUUAGCAUUUAGCUGAAAUUUGGGGCGCCGCUGAAGUAUAGGGUCUUUCCGUUUUUCUGCCGGGUCCACUCGGAAAGACCCGUCGUGGGUGCCACGGCGUGGCACGACGUGUGGCCUCCGAUUAUGGUAUCCGCUGGUCAAUCUGCCACUGGGCCGCUUCGAUUGUCCGUUCCUGAGAGUCCCGAACUGCCCGAGGUGGUGCUUUCAGUCAAUGAGCGUUGCAUAUAUGCACCGUCUCGAGCAGUCCAGGACCAGUCUCGGAAGACAAAUCGAAUUGGCCCAGUCUCCGUUGCUUUCCGCGAGGUGCCACGUUUUCGGAGGCCACGUAACGCGUGAACUCUCGGCAUAGGCUGCCUCGUGGGGGCGCGCACGGCGGAUAUUUCUAGAGGAGCCGCGUCAAACGUAGGAAGGGUGGUGACGCCGCGUGGUGUAGCAGUGAAACAAGUGACGCACCACUUCAUAAACGAGUAAUCUAAACGCGUUGGUCCUGGUUUGAACAUUCUGUUCUUGCACAUCACUUUGUACAAAAGAACAGAAAUAAAUAUGCAGGGAGGUGUAUCAUGGCCUGCCAUCCGUGGUAUCAGGAUUGCCAUUGCUAAGGCUUAAUGAUUUCCGUCAAUGGUUCAUGUGGUGCCACCUGUCACAAAUUUUUAAUACUCACUUGUCAGGAACCGAACAAGAGGGCCACGACCUUAUGUGGUAGUGGCCCACAUUGACACGCACCCGUGCUACGAUAACGGUCACGUUGUUUGUACAUAAGAAACAAAAAUACGAAGCCGCGUGUGCUAAACGGCAUUUGUGUAUAAACGCCGUGCAAGAGAUAAAGAAAUAAAUGUCUUAUCUGCAUUGAA
Molecule: messenger RNA, 7342 nt
Organism: Dermacentor silvarum
Lineage: Eukaryota; Metazoa; Arthropoda; Arachnida; Ixodida; Ixodidae
Gene: dpr19
Product: kin of IRRE-like protein 3
Exons: 6
Coding region: 114-926 (270 amino acids)
Biological process (GO): synapse organization
Cellular component (GO): neuron projection membrane
Source: RefSeq, a predicted model, not a curated record